CACAAAGAUGGCCGCAACGGAGCGGUGGCGCCCCCUGCUGCCCUUCGAAAAGAUGGCGGCAGGGCGGGGGCGCCGCCCCGCUGCCAGCCCGCUCGAGGAGGACACCGCCUCGCCCCGCACGAAGAUGGCGGCAGGCGAGGGCGUGCUGCGGAGCUGGCCAAUGAGCAGCCGCGUUGCUAGCGGUUGCCGUGGAGACAGCCAACGGCGGGCGGGGAUGGACGCUGGCGGCGUGGCCCCGCCCGGCGGGGCGGGGAGCUGGCAGGGGAGGUGGCCGCGGCGCCGCCCCUCGGCGGGACCAGGGUGGGGAACGGUGCGGGCGGCGAGUGCGGAGCCAGCUCUUGCCCUGCGCUACUUGGAGGCUGUCGCCAUGACCCUCACCAAAGGCUCCUUCACCUACUCCAAUGGGGAGGAGUACCGCGGCGAGUGGAAGGAAGGUCGCAGGCAUGGCGUUGGGCAGCUGACAUUUGCUGAUGGCACCGCUUACGUGGGGCACUUUGAGAAUGGGCUCUUCCACGGCUGCGGCGUGCUCACCUUCUCUGACGGCUCCAGGUACGAGGGGGAGUUUGUGCAGGGCAAGUUCAAUGGCGUCGGCGUCUUCACCCGCUGCGACAACAUGACCUUUGAGGGCGAGUUCAAAGGCGGGCGUGUGUACGGCUUUGGUCUCCUGACCUUCCCUGAUGGCUCCCAUGGGGUGCCCCGCAACGAGGGCUUCUUUGAGAACAACAAGCUGCUCCGGCGGGAAAAGUGCCCAGCCAUCAUCCAGCGGGCCCAGUGUGCCUCCAAGUCUGCCCACAACCUGACAGCAUGAUGGUGCCCCACAUCCUCUCCCAUUGCAGCAGGCCCGCCCCUCCCCACUGGGCACUGGCUGGCCCCGCUGGCCCUGGAGCAGGGAUGUGGCACAGCUGGGUGUCCCCCUGUCCUCCUCACCACCGAGUCGCCCCCUGCCAAACGCCUGCCGCUGGGGGGGGAUGAGGCCCUCUGCUCUCCACCCAAGUGCCCUAGGGCAGCCAUGGUGCCUUCUCUCUCUGGCUAUAGCCCUGGCACCUGCCAGAGCAGCAGGGGGGGACAAGGUGGCCGGGACUUGGCCCAUCUGCUCCCCAGGAAGACUGUGGACCACCAGGGCUGCUAGCCUGAUGCAGAGGAUGGAGCAGGGGAGUAGGGGCUGGGCCCUGACCCCGCAGCCAGGGUGCCUUGGCCAGGGGCUGCUGGCUGGACCACGCACCCGCAGAGGGGCAGCUCCUGGCCCACUUUACUACCCUGGUCCCAAGACAGGACGGGCACCACGGGCACCCCAUGGCCCUCACCCACAUCUCUGAGCCAUCUCUUGGCACCCCACGGCCAUCUCCCCCACAUGCCCUGGGCAGGGUGAUAUGGUGCCCCGAAGGACCCAGCCUGCUCUCCAGGCCAGCUGGUGGGCUGUGUCCCCCUCAUCCCUGUGCCAAUCCAGCCUGCCCACUGCCUUGGGGACACCUGUAGCAGCAUCCCCACCAAGGGGGAUGGGGGGACGCCUACCCGGGCCCAUAUCUGCUGCAUGCUGCAGGAGGGCAGGAGCGACGGUGAGCAAGGAGCAGGGUCAGCCAGAGCCUGGGAAGAGGGGCAUGAGCCCUUGCUGCAUGGGGGGCCAGGGCAGGCCAGGACGCAAUAGGGGUAUGGUAAAUGUGUAGGCAGGGUGGGCAGGGAGCACGCAGCUCCUCGCCUUGCCCCCUGCGUGCAUCCAUCUCCGACCUGUGUGCUCACCUUCACCCCUGGUGCGGUGUGGCUGGCUGCAGCACGGAGGUCUGCCUGUGGUGGGCUGCAGGGGCCGUGCCCUCCCUGCUGGUGUCUGCCCGCACCGGUCCCGUGCCUUGUGUGACCCUGCCUUGUGCUGCUGCCUGCACGGGCCUCAGCUGAGUAAACCACAUUGCCAAACGCC
Molecule: messenger RNA, 1912 nt
Organism: Falco peregrinus (peregrine falcon)
Lineage: Eukaryota; Metazoa; Chordata; Aves; Falconiformes; Falconidae
Gene: MORN4
Product: MORN repeat containing 4
Exons: 5
Coding region: 8-808 (266 amino acids)
Source: RefSeq, a predicted model, not a curated record